Oppia nitens is the source of this 711-nucleotide messenger RNA. RefSeq lists its product as uncharacterized. The transcript has 3 exons. Gene Ontology annotation, molecular function: phosphatidylinositol-4,5-bisphosphate 4-phosphatase activity. Gene Ontology annotation, cellular component: lysosomal membrane; plasma membrane; phagocytic vesicle membrane. Gene Ontology annotation, biological process: phosphatidylinositol dephosphorylation. The coding region runs from base 1 to 711 and encodes 236 amino acids. The record is from RefSeq and is a predicted model, not a curated record. Lineage: Eukaryota; Metazoa; Arthropoda; Arachnida; Sarcoptiformes; Oppiidae.
AUGUCCAAUAUUAAUGAGCACCGGGAGCUAAAUAAUAUGGAUACACCAACUACUACUACCACUACUACAACUAGUGGUAGUGAUGUUCAACUAACUGAAGGCACUAUUAUUACUAUUAGCCGUUUGAUUAGGGAUUAUGGAUCACCAAUGGACGCACCGCCACCUUAUAGUCCUAUAGAUACUAAUAAUAGUCUGGUUAUUGAUGGUGGACAGGGAGCUAGUGGUGGUGGCGGUGGUAGUGUUAAAUGUCAAGUUUGCUUCAAUUUGAUAUCCAUACCAUCCAUAAGCAGCCGCGAUGAUGAUGAUGACGACUAUCAACCCGUCAACGACCGUACUGUUAGAUGUAACUAUUGUAAUGAGGAAACGCCCAUCAAAGCACCGCCCGUCGGAAUGUGUUACUACCGGUGCCCGCAGUGUCACUGUCUAUUGAAACACUCGGCCCGUGCCUUACGUUUACGAUGCACUCGUCCUACUUGUAAUAAAUGGCAUACCCUUAACAACAACAACAAUAGUGGUCAUCAGUCAACAACAUCAGCUGCAGCACCUGUACCAUCAUCAUCAUCGACAACAACAACAACAAGCAAUUACUAUAGUACUAUACCCAGAUCAUCGGCCAGGGAACUAAAUAGAUGGUUGGCUGAUCCUCAAUCGGCGUCACCUAAAUCAUCAUCAAUAUGCACGACAAGGACCAAUAUAAUAAAAUUAAACUAA